AAUCCACGGCAAAGACUAGUUUCGUUGGCGCUUGAUGUAGUGCCUUUCAUUCUCGCGCUCUUUCUCUCUCUCUCUCUCUCUCUCUCUCUCUCGCAUCUCCGGUCCCUCUCUCCGGCGAUCUUCAUCUUCUUCUUCCAUCCUCCGGCGAAAUUUCUCAAGAUUACCAAAGAAAAAACCGCAAUUUCCAAGAACACCACAGCCGUUACCACCUAAAAACAGUGAACGCUUUCUCUUGAUUUCCGAGCACACCUCACUUUCAUCGGAAACUUCCCCAACUCAAGAAGCUAGGGUUUCGAAAUUUCACAUUUUUUCCAAGAAUUAUGAUAUAGAAGAGGAUGACCGGUGCUGCUUCACCGUGUGAUCGGAGAGGGUUUUGGUAUUUUGGUAAACCCCUCUCAUGGAAUGGCAGAUCUUGUGAGCUAUGGUAAUAUCGAGCGAGACAUCGAACAGGCUCUAAUUGCUUUGAAGAAAGGUGCUCAACUGUUGAAAUAUGGUCGGAAAGGAAAGCCUAAGUUUUGUCCAUUUAGACUCUCCAACGAUGAGACAUCUUUAAUCUGGAUUUCAAAUGGUGGAGAAAAACGUCUCAAGUUAGCAACUGUAUCUAAGAUUGUUCCAGGACAACGAACUGCUGUUUUCCAACGUUACCUUCGCCCUGAAAAGGAUUAUUUAUCUUUUUCUCUCGUAUACUCCAACAGGAAGCGGACUCUUGAUUUGAACGGCGGAGACUUCACGUAG
Molecule: messenger RNA, 735 nt
Organism: Camelina sativa (false flax)
Lineage: Eukaryota; Viridiplantae; Streptophyta; Magnoliopsida; Brassicales; Brassicaceae
Source: RefSeq, a predicted model, not a curated record